AUGUCAAGAAGGCAAGUAGGUUCGACGAGGCGUGUAGGUGAUGGUGGAAGCUUCCCAUUCGUAGGAGCUUUACACUCAAAAUCACGUUCGUCUCCUCUAAUAUCUAUUUGCCUUGUUCUCGUGGGAGCAUGCCUUCUCAUUGGUUAUGCUUACAGUGGUCCAGGUAUGUUCAAAAGCAUCAUAGAAGUCAGCAAGAUCUCAGGGGACUACUAUUCAUGCACAUCAGAAGUGCAAAGAACCAUUCCUCUUCUUAAGAGUGCGUACGGAGAUAGCAUGCGCAGAGUCUUACACGUGGGUCCUGACACAUGCUCGGUGGUCUCUCUUUUACUGAAGGAAGAUGAGACUGAAGCAUGGGGUGUUGAGCCAUAUGACGUAGAGGAUGCAGACUCGAGCUGCAAAGGUCUUUUGCACAGAGGCGUUGUACGUGUAGCCGACAUCAAAUUCCCUCUGCCUUACCGAGCAAAGUCCUUCUCUCUCGUCAUCGUCUCAGAUGCUCUUGAUUACCUCUCGCCUAGAUACUUGAACAAAACUGUUCCUGAACUUGCACGUGUUGCUUCAGAUGGCGUCCUUCUCUUUGCAGGCAAUCCUGGUCAACAAAAGGCUAAAGUUGCCGAAUUGUCGAAAUUUGGGAAACCGGCGAAAAUGCGUAGCUCGUCGUGGUGGACUCGUUUCUUUUCACAAGUGAACUUGGAGGAAAACGAAGCAGCAGGCAAGAAGUUCGAGCAAGCAGCUUCCAAGAUUUCAUACAAACCUACUUGUCAAGUCUUCCACGUCAAGCCAUUACAUUAG
Microthlaspi erraticum is the source of this 789-nucleotide messenger RNA. The record is from the annotation of a GenBank genome assembly. NCBI's taxonomy places the organism in Eukaryota, Viridiplantae, Streptophyta, Magnoliopsida, Brassicales, Brassicaceae.